This is a messenger RNA of Brugia pahangi, 1134 nucleotides long. Lineage: Eukaryota; Metazoa; Nematoda; Chromadorea; Rhabditida; Onchocercidae. The record is from the annotation of a GenBank genome assembly.
AUGUCGUUACUGGAACGCCUCAAAGAUUUCGAUGCAUACACGAAACCGUUGGAUGAUUUCCGUGUCCGUACUUUUGCUGGUGGAGCUGUUACUCUAGUAAGCAGCGCCGUGAUUAUAUUCAUGUUUGUAUCAGAAACCCUGUCGUUUCUAUCAGUGGAUAUAGUUGAACAGCUUUAUGUAGAUUCGACACCUGCCGAACAACGAGUCGAUGUUAAUUUUGACAUCACAUUUCCUCGUUUACCUUGUUCUGUGAUAACAAUUGAUGUAAUGGAUUUAAGUGGUGAUAAUCAGGAUGAUAUCAAGGAUGAUGUAUACAAAAUAAGUUUGUUGAAUGGGAAAGAAGGAAAUGGAAUCAGACAAGGAGUGAAUAUUAAUACGACCACGGUAUCGUCAGUUCCUGCUUCUCAAAUUCUGUGUGGUAGUUGUUAUGGGGCAAAAGACGGGUGUUGUAAUACAUGUGAAGAGGUGAAAGAAGCGUAUAUUAAAAAAGGAUGGGAAUUAGUCAAUAUAGAAACUGUUGAGCAAUGUAAAAGCGAUUUGUGGGUUAAAAAAAUGAACGAACAUAAAAAUGAAGGUUGUCGAGUUUAUGGCAAGGUCCAAGUCGCCAAGGUUGCUGGUAAUUUCCAUAUUGCACCCGGUGAUCCACUCAAAGCCCAUCGAUCGCAUUUUCAUGAUUUACAUUCUCUUUCACCUUCAAAAUUCGACACGAGUCAUACAGUCAAUCAUUUAUCUUUUGGAAAUUCAUUUCCAGGCAAGGUUUAUCCAUUGGACGGAAAAUUUUUUGGAUCUGCAAAGGACUCAGGUAUAAUGUAUCAAUAUCAUCUAAAAUUGGUACCAACUUCAUAUGUUUUUUUGGAUUCUACUCGGAAUAUCUUCAGUCACCUUUUCUCAGUCACUACUUAUCAAAAAGAUAUAUCUCAGGGAGCGUCCGGUUUACCUGGUUUUUUCAUACAGUAUGAAUUUUCACCGUUGAUGGUCAAAUAUGAGGAAAGGCGACAGAGUCUAUCUACAUUUCUGGUUUCAAUAUGUGCUAUUAUUGGUGGUAUCUUCACGGUUGCAAGCUUGAUUGAUGCAUUCAUAUAUCGUUCGGGAAGAAUUAUUAGCCAAAAAAUUAUGCUUAAUAAAUAUAUAUAA